Hansenula anomala is the source of this 1248-nucleotide messenger RNA. RefSeq names its product protein translocase subunit TIM44 (gene TIM44). Gene Ontology annotation, biological process: protein import into mitochondrial matrix. The record is from RefSeq and is a predicted model, not a curated record. The transcript has a single exon. Bases 1 to 1248 code for a protein of 415 amino acids. Gene Ontology annotation, molecular function: protein-folding chaperone binding. Gene Ontology annotation, cellular component: mitochondrial inner membrane. Lineage: Eukaryota; Fungi; Ascomycota; Saccharomycetes; Phaffomycetales; Wickerhamomycetaceae.
AUGUUGAGGAACCAGGUUCUCAAAUCCAAAGCAUCAAGCUUGGUGAUAACAAGAGCCUUCCACAACUCUUUCAUUUCAAGAAACGCUCCACCAAAAUCUCCUUUACAAAUCUUUACAGAAACAUUUAGACAAGAAUGGAAGAAAUCAAAAGAAUUACAAGAUGGUAUUAAAGCUUUACAAGAUGAAACUGGUAAAAUCGGUGAAUCUGAUGCAUAUAAAAAGGCAAGAGAUGCUUAUCAAAAAGCUCAAAAAUCUACAACUGUUAUAGGAAGAAGUAUUAAAAAAACUGGUGAAGUUGUUGAAAAAGUGGCGGUUACCGCUUGGGAUUCUGAAGCUGGUCAAUAUACAAGAAAAACAGUUGAACGUACAGUGGAUUCUCUUGAUAAAGCCAUUGAUCCAGUCAGACAAACAAAAGUUUAUAAAGAUGUUGCAGAAGUUUUAGAUGAUGGUUCUGCUUCAAGAUAUGGUGGGUUUGAAUCGAAAGAACAAAGAAGAGCAAGAAGAGAAAAAGAAUUGGCCUCGGGGAAAAGACCAAAAGCUGUUAAAUCAAACGAAGAAGCUGGUAAUGCCCUAGUUGCCACUGAUAUUGCACCUGAAAAGGAAUCUUUAGGUAAAAAAAUUGAAGAUUUCCAAACAAAUACUUCAGUGGGUCGUCAAUUUUCUGAUUUAAAAUUAAAAUAUUGGGAUGAAUCUGAAAAUCCAUUAGUUUCUUCAAUUAGAACCGUUUUCGAAAAAGUUGGUGGAUUAUUUGCAGAAACUGAAUCAGCUCAAGUUAUUAGAUUAUUUAAACAAAUUGAUCCAUCUUUUAAUACCGAGGAUUUCACAAAGCAAUUACGUGAAUAUAUCAUUCCUGAAGUCUUGGAUGCUUAUGUUAAAGGUGAAGAAGAAGUUUUGAAAACUUGGUUCUCUGAAGCCCCUUUCAAUGUCUAUAAUGCUCAACAAAAAAUCUUUAGAGAACAAGGAUUAUUUGCAGAUGGUAAAAUCUUAGAUAUUAGAGGUGUUGAAAUCGUUAGUGCUAAAUUAUUACCUUCAAAUAUCCCAGUUCUUGUCGUUGGUUGCAGAGCUCAAGAAAUUCAUCUAUAUAGAAAGGCUAAAACUGGUGAAAUCGCAGCAGGUACUGAAUCAAAUAUCGUUAUGAGUUCUUAUGCUAUGGUUUUAACUAGAGUUGCUGAAGAUGUUGAUAAUAAAGAAACUGAAGGUUGGAAAAUCAUGGAGUUUGUUAGAGGUGGUUCAAGACAAUUCACCUAG